This is a messenger RNA of Mauremys reevesii (Reeves's turtle), 11817 nucleotides long. RefSeq names its product peroxisome proliferator activated receptor alpha (gene PPARA). Gene Ontology annotation, biological process: hormone-mediated signaling pathway; cell differentiation; regulation of lipid metabolic process. Gene Ontology annotation, molecular function: zinc ion binding; nuclear receptor activity; RNA polymerase II cis-regulatory region sequence-specific DNA binding. Lineage: Eukaryota; Metazoa; Chordata; Testudines; Geoemydidae. Gene Ontology annotation, cellular component: nucleus. The record is from RefSeq and is a predicted model, not a curated record.
AUGGUGGACACAGAAAACCAGUUUUUCCCCUUAGAGGAGGAUGAUCUCGGAAGCCCCUUAUUUAGAGAGUUCCUACAAGACAUGGAAAACAUACAGGACAUCUCGUCUCUUGGUGAUGAUAGCCCUGGAGCAUUAAGUGUAACAGAGCUCCAGUCUUUGGGAAAUGGUCCAGGAUCCGAUGGAUCAGUCAUUACAGACACCCUUUCACCAGCAUCAAGUCCUUCAUCCAUUAAUUUUGCCACAAUUCCAGGUAGCAUAGAUGAAUCACCUGGUGGAGUAUUAAACAUUGAAUGUAGAAUUUGUGGGGACAAAGCCUCUGGCUUCCAUUAUGGAGUACAUGCUUGUGAAGGUUGUAAGGGAUUUUUUAGGAGAACAAUUCGACUUAAACUCAUCUAUGAUAAAUGUGAUCGUACCUGCAAAAUUCAGAAAAAAAAUCGUAAUAAGUGCCAAUACUGUCGUUUUCAAAAGUGCCUUUCAGUUGGAAUGUCACAUAAUGCAAUUCGUUUUGGACGAAUGCCAAGGUCUGAGAAGGCAAAGUUGAAAGCAGAAAUUCUAACAGGUGAACAAGAUGUGGAAGAUUCAGAAAUGGCAGAUCUUAAAUCUCUCGCCAAGAGAAUCUAUGAGGCCUAUCUGAAAAACUUCAAUAUGAACAAGGUUAAAGCUAGAGUCAUCCUCGCAGGGAAAACCAAUAACAAUCCACCAUUUGUUAUACAUGACAUGGAAACACUCUGUAUGGCAGAGAAGACUCUGGUGGCAAAACUGGUAGCCAAUGGAAUCCAGAACAAGGAAGCAGAAGUUCGAAUCUUCCAUUGUUGCCAGUGUACAUCUGUAGAGACUGUAACAGAACUUACUGAAUUUGCCAAAUCUAUCCCUGGCUUCUCAAAUCUUGAUUUGAAUGAUCAGGUGACUCUGUUAAAAUAUGGAGUUUAUGAAGCCAUUUUUGCCAUGCUAGCUUCUGUAAUGAACAAAGAUGGGAUGCUGGUAGCCUAUGGAAACGGCUUUAUAACUCGGGAGUUCCUGAAAAGCCUAAGAAAGCCAUUUUGUGAUAUUAUGGAGCCGAAGUUUGAUUUUGCAAUGAAAUUCAAUGCACUGGAGCUGGAUGAUAGUGACAUAUCGCUUUUUGUAGCUGCUAUCAUUUGCUGUGGAGAUCGUCCUGGUCUUGUAAAUGUAGAAUAUAUUGAAAAGAUGCAGGAGGGCAUUGUGCAUGUACUAAAACUUCACUUGCAAAACAACCAUCCUGAUGACAUCUUCCUCUUCCCAAAACUCCUCCAGAAAAUGGCUGACCUCCGACAGCUUGUCACAGAGCAUGCUCAACUUGUUCAGAUAAUCAAAAAGACUGAAUCUGAUGCACUCUUGCAUCCUUUAUUACAAGAAAUCUACAGCGAUAUGUAUUAAGGGUUUUUUGUAAUUUUUUCCACGGUAUUUAAAGCCAAGAGCAAUAUUAAUAAUAGAUGAGAGAAAAAUUACUUUGUACAGUUAUCUGCUGUGCUGAAUUCCAGAACAUGAAAAAUCUAAAUUGUAGAUAACUGGAAUGUCACACUUCUUUUGUCGUGGGUUCUUUAAAUACUUUAGAGAAAUUACAUAGUGCUUAUGAAUUUGCUCAUAAGAAGCUUUGGUUAAUUUGAAAUUUGAGGGUUAGCGAGAAUGUGUAUGUACUGAACAAGUAUAUGUUUAACAAAUCUGAAUCUGUUAACUAACAGACCUUGAUUGAUCAAAAUUAUAUUCUGUAUUGGGCUAGUCAUUGAGCAUUAAUUUACCAAAUAGGGCAAAAUUUGUUCAAGAUACGUGCACUAUCUUCUAUAGAUUAUGUACUCUUGGUUUAAAUACUCUCCUGUUCAUUAUUAAGAACCAACUAGCACUUUCAAAUUUUUCUCAAAGAAUAGUCAGGCUAGAUGUAUCAAGUGGCUGGGUAUAACUAUACAUGCACAGGUAUAUUUAUUUGAAAGAUAUUUACUUUGUUGCUGUCUGAAUUAUGAGAGGAAUAGUACUACUUAAGUAACUUUAGGAUUAGCCUUUUUAAAAGAGUCUUUAAAAAAAAGUUAAUUAAAGGAUUAUCAUGGUGUAACUCACAUAAUCACUUCCCUGCCACUGCGGGAGCCUUGGGCACUGGUGCACCUUGGUCCCUUCUAUUCUCUGCCUAUGGCACGUAAUAGUCUAGUCUCCCGUGGGAGGUAAUACCCAAUGAUCAAAAUUAGACCAACCAAAGUAUCAGUGUGUGGGUCCUGGGUAGUGCUGGUGUUCUCUGAUAUACAGGAGGUCAGACUAGUUGAUCUAGUGGUCCUUUCUGGCCGUAAACUGUAAGACUCUAUAAAAUACGUCAAAGAUAUCUUACCAAGCUGCUUGUUAGUGAAUUGUACUUUACAAUGGGGGAAUGCUUUUUCAAAAGUGUUCUAAUGAAACUAGGCAAAAGUCCCUUUUGGGUGGAGAUGUAGUAUAUUGUAUGCAUCUUGGAGAAGUCUUAAUUGCUGAAGAUGAAAUUUUUACUUUAAAAUGCCAUUUUGAAUUAGCAGGACUUGGGGAGUCACCCAGAAGUCUGAUUCUUGCUCCAAGGAAGCUGAAUUCCAGAUUGUUAGAAUACAAUAGCUUCAGGUGGUGGUCUACUCUGAAAAAUGAUUGUAUAAACAAGGCACCUUUAUUCUUAACAGAUCUGCACCUAAUAUGUAUUCAAAGUCAUACAUAUUUACUGUUCUGAUAAAAAAUAUUAUUUUACACUCUCUGCUUAUAUUACCCCCUCAGAGCCAAUCCAGCUGAGUGAAAUGCCUUCUGUUCCUCCUUGUACAUUGUCAACAGAACUAUUAACUAAAUUCCAAAUACACUAUAUUCUGCCCUCCUUUUACUCUACCACACUGGAGACGACAGGUACAGAAUGCAGAAUUUGUAGACACUGAUUGCACAGUUGUAAAGGAAGAGGGCACAGCUUGGAGAAAAUGGUUUCAUGUAAUUGAGAGCAGAAUCUGAGCCACAGUGUAGUUCUGACUGGUGAUGUAAGCCAGAAUAACAUAGCUUGAGUUUAUGUCCAUGUUGUCUGCAGGACUGGCAGAUAGAACAAUCAUGUUACAGUAAACUGAGCACAUUUAAUCUGAAAAUCAUUGAAACAUAAUAGACAUGGAACUCCAUCAUGCCACUUUUCAGAGACUACUGUAUAAAGAAUGAAAACAACUGCUAGCCAUGAGUUUCUUUUGGGAGUAACAUUUAAUAUAUUAAGAGAGCAGAAGGAGACUGUCUUUAUCUUUCUUUUCCUUUUUACCCCGAGAGUUUCUCCAUUGAUCUUUUUUUAUGGGGUGUUUAAAACAAUGAUCUUGACAGCCAAUUUUGACAAUACUUUCAUAGUAAUACUUUCUGUGGCUGAAAAAGGGUCAGUUUUCAUGCCUGCUUUAUUGUAGCAUGGUUUCAAGGCCUCAGAAUCAUAAACCUUCACUAACAGAAUCAACUUGGGAGUAAGGAUUGAUAAAUCCCAGAACACAGAACAGCGAUCUCUGUUUUCAUCAUAGAACUUGUUUCUGCUAGAGACUUGUUGUUACAGUUAGGCUUUUGGUCAUUUGAGCCUUACAUAUUGAGUGAGAUUAGAGUGAUUUUUUUUUCAACUUACACAUUGCAAGUGUUAAAAACAAAGUAUCUAUACUUCCAUCAGUGUGCUUAGAAUCUAUUCCAGUUUCUGUGCUUAUGUAACUUCUCAGGCACACACAGCUCAAACUGGUGCCUGGGUCUGGGAGGGGAAAAGUAAAGAAUGCAUAUACACAAAAUGAUGGCAUACAUGCUACCUUUCCCAUCCACGAUUUUUUAUUUUUUCACAACCAGCAGCAGUGAAAAGUAUGGAUAUAGGACACCUACCUUAUUUAUUCAAUUUGAUAAUAGAUUUUCAAGUUUUAUCAGAAAAUAGUGGAUUGAGAAAUGAUCUGCUUUUAUGUAUUAUUGCAGUACACUGUGACUCUUGAGAAAAAUGAGAGGAUUUCAGCAAUGAUACUUUCUGCUACUAAAAAUGUUUCCCAUUGAAACUGCAAAGUUCAAAAAUCAUGAAUCAGAUGCUAAAAAAUUAUGAGGUUGGCUUAAAAACUAUAAGACAUAUCACUGAUGUCUUGGAUUUUGGGGCAGGGGAUGUUUUAGGGGUUUCUAGGUCACAUUUUCAAACUUUACUCCCAAGAAUGAGGGCUAGAAACUUAAAUGAAGGCUGAGAUUCUCACAUAAUCAUUUCUUUGCAGAAGAUGGGGCUUUAAAUAAAUUAUCACAUAUUGCAAGACUCAUAAUGAAACCAUAAGAGUUGCCAGUAUUUGACUUCUCAAGUUAAAUAUGGACCUAAAUACUCUCGAUCUUUUAAAAUAUUUCAACUUCCUAUUAUUAUCUGUCCUUCUGGAAAUGUAAUUCAGACUUGUUCCAGGUUUAUUACAUUUCCAGUACACUGUCCCUGUUUGUUUCCGACUUUCGUAUAGAUCCAAAUUCUGGACCUUUGCACAGGCCUUAAAUAAACAAAACUUGCUUAGGUAAAUGUCCAUGGGAGUCAGGGAGGGCAACUUUCUUACCCUAUUGAGCAGCACCCAAUACACCCACUUUUCUCCAGGCAGGUGAUUAGACUGGUGGAGCCACAUAAUCAUUGUCACACUAGCUAUACCCUUGCCCAUCCCCCACCAUUCCUACCACCAGCCAUUAGUCUCCGCUGCUUUGGAGGAAGCCAGUGUGGAGUAAAGUUCAGUGCUGUCCAGAAUGCGUGCAGUGCAGAAGAAUCACAGUGAUUCCACUGACUUUAAGUUGCUGUGCUUCCAUUGAAAGGGAGGUAGGGUUUGGCCCAGAAUGAAUAACUAUUACAGUGAAUUAUGAAUUUUUGGUUUUGCCAUUUGGGAUAAAAUGUGAUGUUUUGUUGCCUGGAUGGUUGAGCAAGGGCAGCACUUUCUAGAGAGAGAGUCUUCAAUGCAAUGCUAGAAUUGACUCAGCAGGUAGAUGAUAUGCAUAUGGAGUUACUACUGUUUAUAAAGCUUCAAUUAAAGUAUUUGUUCCUCAAAACUCAAACCCUCAGAAUGCUUAUCCUGUAUGGGGAUGUGAUGCAGCUGACUCAGUUUUAGGCGCAUGCCUUGUGUUUGACUAAUACUAGUCCCCAUAAUUAAGUCUUUGACCAUCAGCCAUUAUGAAUACCUGCUCUGUUAGGAGCUCUAACAGUUAAUUCCUUGCUGCCUGGUAGUUAAGGAGACUUUUUUGUUUUGUCCACUCUCACCUCAUCUGCUGAAUAAAACCAUCUCAUUUUCCUUCAGUCUUUCAUAAAUCCUGGUCUUCCUGGUGCCUCUUUGUCUGAUACUAAAUACAAAGGUGGAGCAGAACCUAUUAACCUCCCUAGUGCUCUUGUUUAGUUAAAUAGCAGCUGUACACACCACAUCUCCCCAGAUGAGGCAGUACGCUGUCCCACCUCCACUUGUAUACGCUAUGACUACGAGCAUCUGAGUACAUCUGCACCCAUGUCUAUGUACUUUCACACUUAACACCAAUAGUGCUAACCCUGCUGAUGGUCUCUACAGCUGUGGUUGGCAUCACUUUCAGCAUUCUUGAUGUAUGCAGCACCCACAUGUGUGUAACAGUGAACAGCACACUUGGUGUGAACCUGAUGACUAUGGUAGCAAUGGCACACAUCCAGAGCCUCUUUGCAUUUCAGCUAGGAUCUUUGUUUGUCAGCAAAGUUCCUGAUCUAGAAAUUCAUUCAUCAAACAUCUAAAAGUUUUUAAAUAGGAAAAGACAGCAGUUGCAUUUCAAGACCGGCUAAUGUUUUGGGUAGUUUCCAUAACCAUUUGAAUUUUGAUGAGUGUUUCAAAGAGCUACAAUUAAAAUUAACAUAUAAAAUAUAUGUACAAAAAGUAUUUGUCUAGGGGUUACAGAAACUUGAACAAGAUGGUAACAGAUCCUAAAAUUCUGGGAGAUUCCACUGAGUGCAUUACAGAGAUACCUAUACUGCCAUCAAAGAAUACAAGACACAGAACAAUUUUCUCAACUGUAAAUUUAGUAUUGGUAUACAGAACUUAUUUUAGCAUUACAUUUUUCACAGAUUUAGCUCAGCUACCUCAACGGAUUAUCACAGUAGACACUAACAAAUUAGAUUUUUCAAGAUGGCUGCUUUUGUGAAAGUUUACAGUUUGAACUAAGUACUAACAGAUUCCUGAGCAAAUUUCAUCAUGCAUAAAGGAGUCAAAUCAUGCAAGCUUUAGGGUUUUUUUAAAAAAAUCAGUUAUAUACAAGAAAGAGUGGUCUUAUUUAGAAGAGAACACGAUUACAGACUUGCUGGCCUGUUUGGUACAUCAUUACUCUGACUAGAAGCAGGUUCUAGGGGAAAUUGUGUAACCUUAAUUUUAAUUCAUUUGGUUAUUCUAUUUAAAGCUUUAUUCUGAUUUCAAAGUGUGUGCAUGCAACCCUCAUUAAUACAAAUGAAGUUACUUGUGGAUACCAACAUAUCCCUUCAUUUCAGGAGCCCAUCUCUAUUUUAAAUGUGCUAAAAUUAAAAUGACAACCAAUCAGAAUGUUUUCCAUUUACCCAAACUGAACUUUUUUGGCAUUUAAAAAUGCCUUAAUUUUCAUUUUCCUGUGCCUUUGGGUUUCUGGUUCCAACCAGCUGCUAAAAUGUCGAAAUGCUGCCAAAGAGCUUAUGUUUGCACUAUUUCUGGCCCAAACAGAUUUAGGAAAUACCAGCAAUUGUACCAGAGUCCAUUCUAAUGAGAUUUCUAGCACAAGUUUUGUAAACUCAAGGGGUUAAGAUAAGCAUCUAAACAUGUUUAUCUUAAAUACUAAAUCUGUGAAAGUUUACUCAUUGCUAGAAUUAGGUCCCACACUGAACUAGCAGUUCUGAGUGGUCUUUCAUUUCUAAUGGACAGCUUUAUGGUAAGAAGUCUUAGACAAAGCAGAUGGCGAAGAUUGCAUUGUAGCUACCUAAAUUAUUUCUGGUCCUCUUCCAUUUCAGCUCAGUUUGUCCCUUAAUUUUCAGUCACAAAGCUUCUAUCUCAGAGUUUUUAAAGAAGAAGAAGAAAAUCAGCAGUUAUUUAAAUCCACUUAUAGCCAUUGUACUAUUUUAUAAUAAAAUUAAUGAAUGGUUGAGUAUGUCAUAAAAUUGGUACUUCAUUCAAAGCCAUAAUCCUUUAUUAAGGCUUGUUGAAUUGAAAGGCACAGUAUGAGGCUUGCCUGUACCUCAAUGCUAUUUUAAUAACCACAUUCAAAUUUGAAUAUCUGUGUUUAAUCAAGUUUGUUAACCCUCAGGUACUGAGUGGUUAAAUUUACAAUAUGGAGGUUUGAACUAAGAUUAGUGGUAUUGUUCAGUUUUGUCUUUUGUUUUUAAACUGAAUGUGAUAGUGUUUCUUUAAACUUCCAUAUGUAAAAUAUACAAAUAUAAUUGCAAGACAAACUUUUAGUAAAUUAUACCACAAAAGCUUUAGAGGAUAUAUGUAAAUUAUUUAAGUGAAACUCUAUGGGCCUGAUUUGCAAACCCUUAGUCACAAAGAGAAUACUUGUAUGAGUAAAGGCCACAAGGUCUCAAGUUAAAGAUGCUAUUAAUUUGUUUGUGGACUUAAUUACCACAAACUAUAUAAAGGACUGUGUCAUGCUCCCUUGCCCUGGACUCUGCCUCAGUUUCCACUCCAUCUGUAUAAAUCAGACUUCUACCAUUUUUAGAACCCUCAUCCAGAGGGUUCCAAUAAUAAAACAGAAACUAACACAGUCUCAGCCAAUAGUCUCUCUGGACUCUUGUUCUUCUCUCCCCAAGAAACAGUUAUGGGCCACCCUGCCACCUCAGCAUUGGCUGCUGUUCCCCAUCCACACUGGGGUUAUCGGUCUCUUGUUCCAAAUUGCCUGCGUCAGCUAUUCCCUCCCCACAAACUUACUCCUUUUCAAAGGACUUUCCACCUUCCUACUCACUCCCCAGAAGCUGCAGGUCUUUCCUGUCCAGAGGCACCCACCAGCUCUCUUUGCAGAGCUAAUAGGAUUUCUCCUACUGUCCUUCUUCCCUGAUAGUUUCCCUUAGGCUUCUCCCUACUACUUCCAAGCCCCAGCUCAGUGUUCCCCCCCUGCUCUUCCUCAUGUAGGAUCCUUUCUAAUCUGUGGAGGUCUCAAGUCUUCCCCAAAGAGAGAACACUCGUGGGUAGCUUCCUUAUACUACUCAGACAGUCUCCUUAUAGAGUUCAGCUGCUCCAUUACUAAUUUGGCUGAUGAGGUAUCACUUGGAGCACCUCAUUGCUCCAAAGUGUAGUUCACAGGGCGGUGGAGGGCAAGUGUUGUGCAAAACUUUGGGACAUAUGCGUGUGUGAGCAUUUGCAGUUGUAAACAAGGUUUGAAAAUAUUUGUAUGUAGAAUGUAGACUUCCUUUCAUUUCUCUUUUGAUACAAGUAAGUCUGGCACAGGAUAAACUGUAGCUGUAAAAUAUUUAGUUAACAUAAUUAAGGGUUGAGGCUCAAACUGGCCAAGGUGUAGGGUGGACUUCAGAACCACUUUCAUCUUUCCAUGCACUGCAGUACUUUAGUUUUCCUACUAGGCUUGUAAUUAAACAAAGAGAGGUCGUUUCUAUAUAAUUCCUGUAGACCUACGUUUCUCUCAUAAUUUAUACUUAAAUUUUAUGAGAAGUUGAUUUUUGGCUUUACCGGAAUAAAGCUGUCCUAUUGUUUAUAUAAAAAAUAAUUUUGGUGCCACACACACUGAGGUUGAACUAUGAUUUCAAAAUUAUGUAACUGUUUGACUAUACAAUGAAAACUAAGUAAUAAUUAAAAUAUGCAAUAACUUGGAAGUCGUUUAAUUUUUCUAUAGGAACAUUCCUUUUUUCCUAUGACUUUAGAUCAGUGGUUUUCAACCUUUUUUUAAUUUGCAGACCCCUAAACAUUUUCAAAUGGAGGUAUGGACCUCUUUGGAAAUCUUAGCCAUAGUCUGCGGACCCCCAGUGGUCCACUGGCCACAAGUUGAAAACCAGGUUCUAUGGUAAAGACAACCUUUCGCAGACCCCUUAGACAUAGUCUGCAGACCCCAGGGAGGUUGAAAACCACUGCUUUUGAUAUAGACUAAGACAAUCUAUAUAUAGGCCCUGAUUCUGCAUCCUGUGACUAAGGUAGAAUUCCAUGUUUGCAUGGAUCUCUUCUAGCAAAUCCUGAUGCAGGAUCAGGCCAUAGACAUUAAGUUAAUUAUUUGUAAUGGUUAAAUUUUUUUCUGAAGAAUUAAAAAAUGACACCCAGGACAAGCACAGUAUGUUCUAAUUGUUCUAGCCAUGAUUUAAUUUGUUGCUGUUUUGUUUGCAGUACAUAAUAUCACAUCUUAUAAUGUUGGUGCAACUUUAAAAUUGUAGAUGAUAUAUUAUCAUCCAAGUUCUCUGUGUUCAUCGAUGUGUCAAAUUUCUAUUAAGAACGUAUUUGUAAAAGAUGUACUAUGUUUUCUUUUGGUAAUCUAUUUUUUCUGCACCGGAUUAACGGUCUGGGGCAGCAGUAAAGUAAAACCUGCGAAGAGCUACAUCAGCUAUGUCAUGUUAUACUGCAACUGUAUAAUAGUGUGAUUCCUGUUAACAAAAAUCAUCCCAGGGGCAAGGUGCUUUUCUAAGCAAUAUCAAUGUGUUUUAAUAGUUUUAUUAAGGCUUCUUUCAGUUUCUUAAUCUAUUUCAAUCCUGGCCUCUUUUACCUUUCUUAAAUUUGUCUGCCUGUGAGAUCACAAUGGCAGGGAGAGAUGUAACGGAGCAACAGAAUAGCUAACGCUGAAGACACAGGGCCAAAUCCUUCAGUCUUGUUGAUUUGCCAAGGUAAACACCAAGGUCCCAAUCCUCAACAAUGUGAGAAGCCUAUACCCAUUGGGCUACUUGCCUAAGUAAUGACGACUCACAGGAAUAUUAGUUGCAGGACUGGCCUGAGUAAGGACUGCAAGAUUUGGCCCAGUUUAUUUAAUGUAAUUUAAGCAUUUUGGAGUAUAUGCUCCUCUUGAUAUGCAUGUUGGCUCCCAUUGUUACACACAUUUGAAAAAUCCUGAUUCAUGAUUGCUGUAAAAGGUUAUGUGGUGACUCAGAAUGUUAUCGUUUACCUCCCGGAGGCUACAGUACUUGGGUUUGGAACAAUGUUAACCAGCUGAAACACUGACAGUAAGCAAAUGGGGCAUCCUAAUUGACUGCAUAUGAGUUCAGGACUGCCCAGAGGAUUCAGGGGGCCUGGGGCAAGGCAAUUUCGGGGGCCCCUUCAACAAAGUUGCAAUACUAUAGAAUACUGUAUUCUUGUGGGGGCCCCUGCAGGGCCUGGGGCAAAUUGCCCCACUUCCCCUUCCCUUCCCUCCCCGGGUGGCCCUGUAUGAGUUCAGUAAAAGUAUCCACUGUCUGUUUAUUUUUUUUCCCCUAACUUGGCUUUGUAAGAUUUCUGUAACAAAAUUGCUGGAUUUGUAUACAAGUCAACUUCAAAUACAUCAUAGCUGUGCUUUAAUACCGCUGACAUAUUUACAUAGCAUAGGUAUAUUUUGCCACAUGGAAGCCAGGACUGCCUUCAUGGAGGCCCCAUCUCUUCGUACUGCCUCCUGCUUUCCACAGUAAAGUAGAAUCGUUAUUAUCUAGUCUUGAUGCCAUGUUCCCUCCCUCUCCUCUCCUCUCCUCUCCCCCCCCCCCCCCACACAUAUUGCCAACAUGCCCCAGCAUUUCUACUCAGGAAGCUUUUACUAAUUAGGGUGGCUAAUGCUCAACCAGCCAGCAUUAACUGAAUGGGUUAUGGGGAGAAUGAUGCCAUGGAAAGAGGCUUUCAUGCAUUCCCACUCCUGGAGUUGAUUCCCACAGGGUGCGUGUGUGAGGGGAGCAUGCUGAUGAGCCAGGAUUCCAUCUCUAUGUCCUUGAUCCACAGACAGCUACUAAGUAUUCCCCUUAGCUUGCAGAAGUGGAAGAGAGCAUUUAAGCCUUGAUUUAUUUCCUUGGUAAUUACAGAGAAAUAGUCAAAGUUGUAAUAUUACUGAUUUCACAAAAGAAACGUCAUCAAACAGUAAAGAUCAGUUUUAUUGACUUCUCAAAGGAUCGACAUUGAAGAUUAAAAGCAGUGAACGGGAGUAGAAACAGCUGUUGAAUUUUUUUUUUUAUUAAAGUAACACACCAAGGUACUUGCACAGUGGUGUUCAUUUUAAUUUUUUUAGAAUGACCCAUAGUAUCCAACGUGACACAAAAAAAUUAUCACUUUUUUGUCAAUGCUGCCAUUAAUUAAAAUCCUAACCUGUGGGGGGUCAUAAGUGGUUAACUCAGCACAAAUAUAGAUAUAAAAAACAUUUUAUGUCAGGGUUUCCAGUUGUCUGUCAAACUUUUCUUGGGUGCCUUUUACUUGUAUUAAAUGUACAAAAGUGUAGUGAAAAAUGUAUCAAACUCAUCAGUAGCAGAUAUUGCUAAGUGGGGAGGAGUCAAAAAUAAUUCUCAUGGAGCGAUUGUCUUCCUGUAAAGUAUCAGUAACUCAGGUUAAAUCCCAUAUUACUUUUUAGUCACAACGGUGCAGGUGAUGUUUUAAGAGAGAAUGGAAAGCCCUGGUAACACAGGGACUUGUAGAAAAGACAAAGUUAAGUGGUCCUUUGCACUUCUACAAGCAACGACAAAAAAGUUUUUUUUUAAUUACUAAAUAUAAUGGAUUCUGAAUAUUUGUUCUAAAAUCAACAGACUGGAAACAGGCCUGUAAAUUGAGUUUUUUUCUAAUUUUUAUUUUACAUUCUGAUUUUUCUCUCCUUAAGAAUAAGGGAUUGAGCUGAUUAGUGAUUGUCAUGACUUGUAAGAACCGUAUGCGCUUAAAGUCAUACUGUAAGACUGAUGAAUGUAAAGAUGGUUAAUUUAAAGCUAUGGUUUUGCCUUAAUGGUUUAAAAAUAAAAUAUUUUUAAAAAUUGUA